Molecule: messenger RNA, 2979 nt
Organism: Sclerotinia borealis F-4128
Lineage: Eukaryota; Fungi; Ascomycota; Leotiomycetes; Helotiales; Sclerotiniaceae
Source: the annotation of a GenBank genome assembly
AUGACAGAAAGGGCUUUAUCUAUCUCGACGCAAAUUGCGACCCCGACCCAGUCAUCCUUUACCACUUCUUCUACUGCUGUCAUCUCUACCAACGAUGAUAAACCUGUGACCGAGUCUGCGGGUGACGAGCCUUACAUCAUCAGGUGUAUCUGCGGCAUCACUGAGGAUGAUGGAAACACGAUAUAUUGUGACAAUUGCGAUACAUGGCAGCACAUUGAGUGUUAUUAUCCUGGAAGCAUAGAUGAUGCUUCCAGAGAAGAUUUCGCUCACCUUUGUGACGAUUGCAAUCCACAACCACUCGACGGUCGGCAUGCGACCGACAGGCAAAAAUACCGUCAGAUCAAAUCCAUCAAUGAUAACAAUGACAAGAAAAACAAAAGAUCUACCACAAAGAGUCAUAAAAAGAAAUUGAAGCCUUCUGAAAUUCAAAUCAACGGUUCCAACGACCAAGAUAGUCACAAGAACGCCGGCCCGCUCGAUAGUCAUACACAUAAAAAGACGAAAGGCCAUCGGUCACAUCAUUCCGUCAACUCUCAAAUUGUCAAACGCAGCCCUCCCUAUUCUGCGAGAAACAAUAAUCACCCCCCAAGCCCUAUUCACACACCACCGGAUCUGCCAAAUGACUUUCAGAUUCAUUCAUACUCGAGUAAUUUCCUAUCGCUAUAUGAUGAUGAUCAAUUUCAAGAAACCGACACCAAUACACUGGCCAAUUUAUCUGUCACAAAUAAAUUAUCGACGUGGAUCACAGAUGCUAAACAGUUCGGAAUAGAUACUGGAGAGAAGUUCAAUGAUGUUGUUCGAAAACUCAUGAUGCGACUUAAUCCACACCAAUUUCCAAAGCUACACGUCGAUGUCAGGACUUCCCAAAUCAACAAUACCACCAAAGCCCAGUGGAAAAGUCUCGUCACAACAACGAAAACGCCGGCCAAUGAACCAAUUGGAGAGAUCAACGGUCAGAUUGGUCUUCAAUGUGAUUACCACCAGAAUCCGGAAAACAGAUGGGAAGAAUGUGUUCAUCCACGCCCACUCACUUUUUUCAUCCCCGGAUUACCAUUGUAUAUUGAUACAAGAGAUGGAGGAUCACAGUGCCGGUAUGUUCGACGAAGUUGCAAGGCGAAUGCAAACUUGGAGACAUACAUCGUUGCAAAUACAAGCGAGUAUCACUUCUACCUGACCUGCGACACCUCUAUCCCCCCGAACGAGCAGAUCACACUACCUUGGGAUUUCAAAUUCUUAGACAAGUCAAGAUUAGACCGUGCCCUUCAUCUUGAUGGCGACGACAACAGGGUACCUUUUGAUGGACCUAAAAUAUCCGAAGAUGAAUAUCAAAGCAUCACAAAUACGAUCAAUUUGGUCCUAUCGGACCAUGGAGGUUGUGCUUGUAAUGCCGGUAAAGAUUGCGCAUUUUUGAAGUUCCACCGUGAUUACUACGGCAGAGUGCAUACUCAACCUCAACCUCAAUCCAAUGGUACAAACGGCGUGAAAUCAAAGAAAGGCCGCAAGCCGAAGCAGCACGUCUCUCCCACGAGUACAGGUCAUGCUACCAAUAGUCGAGCUGUUAGUGAAGGCAAUCCAGAGACAAACGAUGAUGAUGAUUCUCGCUCCAUUUCCGGCUCCGUACGAAGCAAACCUCACAGUCGUGAUUUGACACCAAUGCAUGGUCUCGGAGAAACGAAUGGCAUCUUGACAGAACCGACAGAUCGUGAGAAACGAAAGCUGGCAGCGGUGGAAGACUCAUUUAGAAAAAUGGAACAGGGCCAGCCUCCACGAAAAAAGAAGAGAGCAUCGGAUGGCUCAAAUGUGAAUUUACCAGUCACUACUACGGCGUCGCAGACCAACUCAAAACCACGACAGAAGUCAGUAGUAUCACGAACUUCCGUUUCACGGUCGGCUCUGGCUAAUUCAAAUGGAUCCCGACCUCACGACUACGUCGAUGCCAGCACAUCACAGCGACCAUCGGGGUCGCCUCUUAGCGCUGCAUCGCCAAAGGUCAUGGCCUCUCCGAAACCCCUCAUACCAUCUCGCGAUAAUUCAGCAAGCGCUCGGUCACGUCAUAAUUCGAUCGUCUCGAAUUAUUCAGAAGCAUCAACACAAACAGAUCGAGAAGAAAAUGCAUGGUACGAACCGAAAGUAAAACCCACACUGAAGAAACCUAUCUUGUCUCUUGCACAGCGCUUGCUUAAGAAUCGUUACAAGGUUCAAGCGCAAGUCCAGACUUUAGAGGAACGCCAAUGCAAAAAUACUGCUGCGGGAUUGACGAAUGGUGAUUCUCAGAAUUCCUCCUCGCCUACAACAGCAAUGGAUGUUGACGGACCAAAUCAGGAAGAUCGAUCGAUUACUCAAUCACCUACUGAUACAAGGACUCGGAAUGUCAGUAUUGUUUCCUCGACUCCAUCCGUUGACGUGGUCUCAAAUCCUGGCGAUUAUUAUGCAGAUGGACCAACACUUGUCACUGGACAGACAAUGAAACCACCAUCUUGGCCCGGACACUCGGCCAAUGGCCAUUCACAUAAAUCACCUGAACUGCGGGUACAAUUGCCUCCGACACCAAAUUUUACAACGCCCAAUCUCUCUGGAACCCCAGGCACUCUCACACCCGCUUCAGCAGCUCCCUCAUCAGCAAUAUCGCCGUAUGGCACAACACAUUUCCCAUCCUAUCCUUCUACAUUGGCAAAUAGUGUCAACCCAAGUCCUGCCAAGAAGAAAAUGUCGUUCAAUGAUUAUAAGGCCCGGAAGAAGCAGAACGCGGACGGUUCUGGUGGACGUAAGGCUUCCGUAGGAAGCAGCCCCAUAAUGCCACCAGCAGUCCUCAAGCCAACACUUUCGACCAUUGAGGAAGCCAAAGCACGAGGAGCUCUCGACGGCGAAUCUGCAAUCAUUGAAGCGGAUGAGAAAGCGGAUCCCGCUCUCGUUGGACCCCUCAAAGUUCCACCACCGAAAAAUAAUAUGCCCUCUCAACAAUCGAAUGGCGCAUUGUAA